This is a messenger RNA of Moneuplotes crassus, 591 nucleotides long. The record is from the annotation of a GenBank genome assembly. NCBI's taxonomy places the organism in Eukaryota, Ciliophora, Spirotrichea, Euplotida, Euplotidae.
UUUCUGAACAUCCUUCUGUGAAAGAACUUAUUGGGUUUAAAUAUUCUGAAGUUAUAUCUACCUUGCUAUAUAAAAGCAAACUAGUAUAGUUUAAUGGGCAUCAAAAGUGCAGUACUUGGUUGAUAGCACUCAUAAGUAGAUCUGUCAUAACAAACCUACAAGAUCUGUUUUUGAUAAAUUCGCCCAAUUCUUAAAACUUUUGUUAAUUUACUUUCUUCAUAAGAACUGUGGAUUAUAAUAUUGGUAGACUAGAUGUCAAAGCUAGAUUGAAAGCUAAAACCUGCUACCUUUCAGCAGUCAAAGGAUCAUAUUUCUGUCAUUUCUUUCUGACACUCCGGGAAUUUCUUAGCUGAAGUUAUUAGAGAGCUAAGAGGUAACUCAUGCUCCGUUAGUUCUUGGAGGGUUUGAAGUAAUUUUCUGCAUUUUGCUCUAUGUCGAUGGGCUCAGGAUUAAGAAUCUAAUUUGGCUCCUUUUGAAUGAAAUUCAAGCUGCUGAUUAUUUGUCUAGUAAUUACAUUGAGAAGAUACAAACAGGAAUGUUUUUAGGGAAUUUAUGUUUUGAUCUCCAAAUGUAGCAUUAGGUAACUUAGUU